AUGCUCUGCUAUGUCGGAAAAGCCACCAAGAUUUUCAUUUUCAUCGUCACUGUCGUCGUCGUCAUUGGUCUCGUCGUAGGCUUCGGUAUCAUCCGCCGACACUCUCACCACGACUGCUCCGGCGACUAUUGCUCAUCUUCCGCCGAUUCUUCUUCUUCCUCUUCCUCUUCCUCUACUUCUCCUUUUAUAACUCCGUUUCCUAAUCCUAACCCGAAUCCAAACCCGAACCCGCCUGUUCUCGGAUCUUCUCCACCCGCCCCGCCCGAUUCAUCAUCAUCUCCAUUAAACCCGUCUGUUCCAAUUUCUCCAAAUCCGCCGGCGCCGAUCGUGAACCCGAAUUCGCCUCCGCCUCCGUCUACGCCUAAUCUGAAUCCUCCUCCGCAGUUUUCACCUCCUCCACCGGAUACGGAGACAACCACCGCACCGCCUCCACCUCCAACUCAGACAUCAAUCGCGCCACCGCCUCCAGCUGCGGUAUCGGCACCUCCGCCGUUAACUCCGCCGAGCUCCGUCGUCAACACUCCCGGUCCUGUGCAUGCGAAGCUGGUCAAUGACUAA
This is a messenger RNA of Microthlaspi erraticum, 558 nucleotides long. NCBI's taxonomy places the organism in Eukaryota, Viridiplantae, Streptophyta, Magnoliopsida, Brassicales, Brassicaceae. The record is from the annotation of a GenBank genome assembly.